This is a messenger RNA of Closterium sp. Naga37s-1, 1377 nucleotides long. The record is from the annotation of a GenBank genome assembly. Lineage: Eukaryota; Viridiplantae; Streptophyta; Zygnematophyceae; Desmidiales; Closteriaceae.
AUGUUGCUCGCCUCUCGGCGAACGCCUCGCUUAGUCGCAAGAUCAGGCGUCGCACGGGUAACAUGGCCGUCGAUUAUCGUCGCACUGCUCGCACAGGUUGCAUCUGGAGAAGGCGCUGCUGAGGCUGGGGGAAACAUCGGAGGAAUGGCGGCGAGCGGGAUUGAGACGGGAAGCAGCAACGUCUGGGUGGUGCUGGUGGGAUCUUCACGAAACUGGCUCAACUAUCGAGACAAUGCCAACACCCUCGCACUGUACAGGAGUGUGCGGGACCUGGGCGUCUCAGAUGAGCGAAUCAUCCUGAUGCUGGCAGACAACAUGCCCUGCAACCCCCGCAACCCCCACCCUGGGCGCGUCUUCCACAGCCCCGACCACCGCCUGAACCUCUACGGGGAGCACGUGGAGGUGGACUACCGCGGGGCGGAGGUGACGGUGGAUGCGUUCCUGCGCCUGCUCACCGGGCGGCACGAUUCGUCUGUUCCGCGCAGCAAGCGGCUUCUGUCGGACGGCAGCAGCCGCAUCCUCAUCUACCUCACGGGCCACGGGGGAGACAAGUUCCUCAAAUUCCGUGAUAAGGAGGAGCUGCAGGCUCAAGAUUUGGCCGACGCCUUUCACCACAUGCACCAACAGCACAGGUACCAUUCAAUCCUUCUCAUGAUCGACACAUGCCAGGCGCAAACUCUCUACUCCGAGAUCUACUCCCCCGGCAUUGUCUCUGUCGCCAGCAGUGCCAAGGGCGAGAUGUCCUACUCCUACCUGCCUGACCUCGAUCUGGGAGUCACAGUGGUGGAUCUCUUCACAUACCACACGUUGCAGUUUCUGCAUCAAAUCAACGCUCGCUCCAACGUCUCUCUCGCCAGUCUCUUUGAGUCAUACGAUCCACGGUUCCUCAUGUCCACUCCGGGCUACCGCAGCGUCAACUUCCCCUCGCCUCUCCACCAGGUGCCAGUCACUGACUACGUCGCCUCAGUCAUGCCUGUCCAGAUAACACCUGCCCCGUACCCUCUCUCUUCCACCGACAUACCCCCGCCCGAAGCGAUCAAGGCAGAGAGUGUAGGAGGAGGAGAGAGCUGUGCAGCAGAGGGAGGAGGUGAUGGAAGGGGUGGUGUGAGGGAGGGGAACGGUGGGGCAGAGGAAGCAAGGCGUGGGAAGGGCUUGGAGAGGGGAAAGGACUGGACGCUGGACAGUGAGUCUUUUUCUGAGUCGACUAAAAAAAAGGACUGGACGCUGGACAAUGCUGUGAUGUGGUUUGGGGACCGUAAGCAUGAAGAGGUGUUUGCGAGUCAUUCCCAAGUGGGCGGGUGGGCACUGAUGGGAUUAUCAGUUCUGACCCUUGUUGGAGCUGCGUGGGGCCCAUGGCGUAAUAUGGGCAUGGCAUGA